AUGAACAGUGACAGCGAUUGCGGCUCCGACGCCGGCGUCGAGUGGGUCUGGGUACGUCGCCCGUCGGAGGCGGAGGCCGUUGCCGCGGCGGCCGGGUGGCCGGCGGAUGAAGAGGCGCGGCCGCUCAAGGUGGUCUUCGGCUCCCCGGCGAAGUACUUCACCGACGCGGCGCCGAUCGGGAACGGCCGCCUCGGCGCCAUGGUCUGGGGCGGCGUCGAAUCUGAAAGGCUCCAGCUUAACCAUGACACUCUAUGGACAGGUGGGCCUGGUAAUUAUACAAAUCCCAAAGCACCUGCUGUUCUUUCUAAAGUAAGGAGCUUUGUUGACAAUGGAAAGUACCCUGAAGCCACAGCUGCUGCAUAUGAUCUGUCUGGUGACCAAACACAGGUCUUUCAACCUCUUGGGGAUAUUGAUCUAGUCUUUGGUAAGAAGAUCAAGUACACAAAUUACAAACGAGAGCUAGAUCUUCACACUGCAACAGUCACCGUCACAUAUACUGUUGGGGAGAUAGUCUACUCAAGGGAACAUUUCUCCUCAAAUCCACAUCAAGUCAUUGCGACUAAAAUCUCUGCAAACAAACCAGGAAAUGUCUCUUUCACAGUGUCUUUAACUACUACACUAAACCACAAGAUUCGUGUAACACAUGCAAAUGAAAUAAUCAUGGAGGGUAGCUGUCCAGGCGAAAGACCUCAAGAGGGCAACACUGCUGCUGAUCCUCCCAUUGGAAUUAAAUUUUGUGCAAUUCUUUAUCUGCAGAUAAAUGGUGCCAAUAGCACAGUGGAAGUAUUGAAUGAUAACAUGCUGAAACUUGAUUGUGCCGACUCUGUUGUUUUUCUUCUUGCAGCCACUACUUCAUUUGAAAGUGCAUUCAUCAAACCCUCAGAAUCUAAAUUGGAUCCAACAGUGUCUGCUUUUACGACAUUAAGUAUUGCUAGGAGCACAUCAUAUUCACAGCUAAAAGCCUACCACAUUGAUGAUUACCAGACUCUUUUCCAGCGUGUUUCCUUGCAACUAUCACAAGGCUCUAAUUAUCAUCUUCGGGGGAGUAAGCUAGUUCAGUCAGCAGAGACUAGUUCUCAGUGUGCUACUGUAUCAGAUUAUGCUUUUGAAAUAUCUGACCGCACCACAUUGACAGCCCUUAAAGAUUUUGUGAAGCCUACGGUAGAAAGAAUUGUAACUUUCAAAGACAAUGAAGACCCUUCUCUUGUGGAACUUCUAUUUCAGUUUGGUCGUUAUCUACUCAUUUCGUGCUCAAGGCCUGGAACCCAAAUUUCCAAUCUGCAAGGGAUAUGGAGCAAUGACCCUUCACCACCAUGGGAUGCAGCACCCCAUCCAAAUAUAAAUCUGCAAAUGAAUUACUGGCCUGCGCUUCCUUGUAACCUUAGCGAAUGCCAAGAACCACUGUUUGACUUUAUUGGCUCCCUCGCAGUCAAUGGGGCUAAGACAGCAAAAGUGAAUUAUGACGCUAGCGGUUGGGUCAGUCAUCAAGUCACAGACUUAUGGGCAAAAACAUCACCAGAUGCUGGUGAUCCUGUAUGGGCUCUAUGGCCAAUGGGUGGGGCUUGGCUUGCAACUCACCUCUGGGAGCACUACUGUUUUACUUUGGACAAAGAAUUUUUAGAGAAAACAGCGUAUCCAAUAUUGCAAGGAUCAGCUACCUUUUUAUUGGAUUGGUUAACUGAAGGACACAGGGGAUAUUUGGAGACCAAUCCUUCUACUUCUCCAGAACAUUAUUUUAUUGCUCCAGAUGGUAAGAAGGCCUGUGUGAGCUACUCAACAACUAUGGACAUGUCAAUUAUAAGGGAAGUUUUCUCAGCUGUUAUAUUGUCUGCUGAUAUUUUAGGUAAAUACGACACUAAUGUUGUUCAGAGAAUAAAAAAAGCACUGCCACAUCUCCCACCAAUGAAAGUUGCUAGAGAUGGUACAAUCAUGGAGUGGGCACAAGACUUUCAGGAUCCUGAGAUUCAUCACAGACAUGUGUCUCACUUGUUUGGUCUUUAUCCUGGACAUACUAUGUCACUUGAGGAAACACCUGACCUCUGCAAAGCUGUUGCCAACAGUCUUUAUAAAAGAGGUGAUGAAGGCCCAGGCUGGUCUACUUCAUGGAAAAUGGCCCUAUGGGCCUGUCUUCACAACGGUGACCAUGCAUACAAAAUGAUACUGCAGCUAAUCACUUUGGUGGAUCCAGAACACGAGGUUUCAAGGGAAGGAGGCCUAUACAGCAAUCUGUUCACUGCACAUCCACCUUUCCAAAUUGAUGCAAAUUUCGGGUUCCCAGCUGCAUUGUCGGAAAUGCUGGUACAGAGCACUGGGACCGACUUGUACCUUCUCCCAGCUUUACCCCGCAACAAGUGGCCUCAAGGCUAUGUUAAAGGUCUAAAGGCCCGAGGUGGUGUGACUGUAAACAUCAGCUGGAAGGAAGGGAGCCUCCAUGAAGCUCUGCUAUGGUCUAGUGGCGGGCAGAAUUCCCUUGCAAGGGUUCACUAUGGGGACCAGACAACCACCGUCAGCCUAUCGUUGGGUCAAGUUUACAGGCUUGGCAGGGAUUUGAAGUGCUUGAAGACUUUGCCACUGUGA
Molecule: messenger RNA, 2577 nt
Organism: Miscanthus lutarioriparius
Lineage: Eukaryota; Viridiplantae; Streptophyta; Magnoliopsida; Poales; Poaceae
Source: the annotation of a GenBank genome assembly